UAUGCUGCCAAUGUCCUGCACUUAUGAGGUUGCAUCACACAUCAGACCAUGGCUGGUUCAUCCAUGACAUGAAGUAUCAGGGGAAACCACGUAGGGAGAAUUCACAUUCAGUAUGCUGCCAAUGUCCUGCACUUAUGAGGUUGCAUCGCACAUCAGACCAUGGCUGGUUCAUCCAUGACAUGAAGUAUGAGGUUGCAGCCGGCAUCGUCUAUGAACAACUUUGUUAGGCAGUACCAGAAAAUAUUGUUCGACCGCCAAUCAGAGGAAGAUUUUCAAGAGAAGAAGACUCGUGUGGGUGGAUUUGUUUUUAACCUUGGAGUGCCACUAGAAUACCAUGCGAGCAAGGUCUAUACCGCAGCUAUGUAUGAGCUGUUUCAACACGCAAUUUACUUUUCAGGGUCAUAUGUGUUACAAGAGGCAUGUCGGACAGAGCUAGGUGUGGUGUACGUCGUUAACCACAUCUAUGCAGAGAGGAGGCAAGCUUGGUCCAGGACACAAUAUCAUGUUCUAUUUGAUCAGGAAUCUGGAGGAUAUUUAUGUGAGUGUGGUCUUUACUCACACAUGGGCAUGUUGUGUUGCCAUGCUAUCCGGGUCAUGCUAAAUCUGGGAGUUAGGGAGAUCCAUCAUGUACACAUCAUGAAGAGAUGGACAAAGAACACUUGUGAGAACCUGCCAGAGCAUCUGAAGAUAUAUCAAGCAGGCAAUUCUGCACUGAAGGACGCAACUUACCGACACUCCAGCUUGUACAGUAAGGCGCUCGAGAUUGUACAGAUGGGGGAUAAGAACACCGAAGCUUAUGGAGCUGCAAUGAAGCAGUUACUAGAUGCAAUAAGUGUUCUAAACGAUACCAACCAGGAGAGUGAUGGGCUAGGAUUACAUGAUCAGGCAGCGGCUCCAGUCCAUGACCAAGAUACGCCUAUUACACCAGGAGCAAACAACUGUCAGGAUCGAUGAAUGUUGUAUCAUGCAAGAGGGAUCGAGGCAGGCCAACAAAUGCAAGAGCAAAGCCAGGUUAUGAAAAUGUCAGCAAACCAAGAACAAAGUUUUGCUCUAUUUGUAGAGGGAGGGGUCAUAAAGCAUCUAAAUGCCCCUCAUAUGGAGGCGCAACAAUGAAGCAAAGGAAAGUCCCAAAAUGUACCAAGUGCGGCCUGGAAGGCCAUAAGAGGAACAACUGCUCUGGAAGUUUGUUCGGCGUCUUCCAAUGAGAAUAUCAUGUUGGAGAUAGCACUGCCCACGGAAUUUGUGAUAUGCCUGGCUUGUGCUUUUUUUUUGCUAGCGAAGGUCUCGUUGUGCUGUUGACAAAUAUGAAAAUUCAUAUUUCCAUGGAACAAUCAGGUUUUUUUGUGGCCAAGUAGUGAACAUGUUUAAUUCAAGACAUGUAAACUUGGCAAUGUUACAGGGAUGUGUAAAGUCUGCCAUUGUACUGGUGUGAGUACAAAGUGCAACUAAAAAUAUGAAUUGGAUGUUCAUUUAUGACAAAAAUUCAUAUGAUUUUUAUUCCA
Messenger RNA from Triticum urartu, 1502 nucleotides. NCBI's taxonomy places the organism in Eukaryota, Viridiplantae, Streptophyta, Magnoliopsida, Poales, Poaceae. The record is from RefSeq and is a predicted model, not a curated record.